AUGGAAGAGGCAGACGUCGGCGCAGAUGAUAUGGAUGAGGACGAGGACGAGAGCGAAGAGGAGGAAGAGGUACAAGAGAAGGUUGUAAAGGCCAAGGACAACAAGGCGCAAAAAACAAAGAGCAACAAGUCGCAAGCAUCGUCACUCGAGGCAAGCAGCGCCGCCUACACCGGAGGCACCUUCAAGAGCAACAUGUUCAAGCUACAGGUCGACCAGAUGCUGCAGAACAUUCGCCCAAGACAGGGAAAGAGAGAGGCUACAGCUGCCGAGGCUUUGCACAAGCUCAAGAAGCAGAUGGAUGCGAUCCCCAACAGAGAGCCUCUUCCUCUGCUCGAAGCCGAACGCGACCUGAUCAAGAAGUCAAAGGUCGCAAUCCCCUUCCCUGAGCCUCGUCCUGCUCACGACGUCAAGUACAAGCUUGCGUACGAGAAGCCUCAGAACAUCAAUGUCGUCGGAAGUUUCCCUCUCAAGCUGUCUCUUCGCGACCGCCAGGCCCCGCUCUCGAUUGAUAUGCUCGUCACCAUGCCCAAGUCGCUAUUCCAAGAGAAGGAUUACCUGAACCACCGCUACUUCUACAAGCGUGCUUUCUACCUCGCCUGUAUUGCUGCCGGUCUCAAGUCAUCCCUCAAGGACUUUGUCUUCCAAUUCGUCAAUUUCCGCAACAACCCUCUGCACCCCGUCCUGCUGGUCCAGCCCAAGGAGUCGACUUCCGAGAACAACUGGCGCAUCAACAUCAUCCCUGGCAUUCCCGAGGGUACCUUCUCCAACAGCAAGCUUCUGCCUAGCAAGAACUGUGUUCGUCCCGCUCAAUCUGGCGAUGAUGACCAGGCUCAGGACCUUCCUGCCACACCAUUCUACAACGCAUCCAUCCAAUCCGACAGCCACAUCACCUCCUACCUGAAGUUGCUACAUGGUUCUUCUGCUUCCUGUGAAGGAUACACAGACGCCUGUAUGCUUGGUCGUGUCUGGUUGAGACAGCGCGGUCUUGCUUCCGAGUCAAACAAGGGAGGAUUUGGCAACUUUGAAUUUGCGGCUACCAUGGCCAACCUCCUCAGAACGGGCGCCGGCUCGGGCAAGCCUGUCUUGUCGAGCGGCUACAGCAGUUACCAGUUGUUCAAGGCUACUCUUCAAUAUCUUGCCGUGAAGGAUCUCGCAAAGGAACCCGCUCUUCUUGAUGCUGCUGGUCUAUCCGUCACGUCUGAGAACGGUCAGCCUGUCCUCUACGAUGGUCCUCGCGGCCAGAACCUUCUCUACAAGAUGACUUCAUGGUCAUACCAGCACCUCCGCGCCGAAGCUCGCACCACUCUCAAGAUGCUCGGCGACAACCUUUUCGACCAAUUCGACGCUGCCUUUAUCCUUCGCUCCGACAAUGUUCUUACCAGAUACGACAUGGCUGUGCGCGUGCCCUGCUCAGCUCUGACCGCCACCGUCUCUGAGGAUCGCCAGGUGCUUGAAAGAUACGCCAAGAUGUACAAAGUCUUCAGCCAGGGUCUGGGUGAUCGUGCUACUCAUGUCACAAUCCACUCUCCCGAACAGGAAUCAUGGGGCCUCGGUUCUGCCAGACCCAAUAUGGAGCGUAAGGGUGAUCUCCUGAUCGCUGUCAACCUCGAUUCUGCCAAUGCCUCUCGUGCCGUUGAUCACGGCCCUGCUGCCGAGCAGAAGAAGGAGGCUGCUGCUUUCCGUCAAUUCUGGGGUGAGAAAGCAGAACUCCGCAGAUUCAGAGAUGGUAGCAUUCUGGAGAGUUUGGUCUGGGCUGCCAACAGCGAAAUGCCCAUCCUUCAGCAAAUCAUCACAUUCUUGCUUUACCGCCAUUUCGGACAAGACGCAGCUGCGAGCGCCGUUUUUUCCGGCGAUGAAAGCUGCCGAUUGAUCAAACAAAGCAACGGUCUUGCUGCUUUCCAACCUUUGAUGGAAGCCUUCAAGACUCUGGAGAGUGAUAUUCGUGGUAUGGACGACUUGCCACUCACCAUUCGUUCCAUCUUGGCUGCCGACUCUCAACUCCGCUACUCUUCCGUUGAGCCCCCACUUUCAAGCCAACGUCAAAUGAAACGUCCUGCCGAUGUCGUCCUCCAGUUCGAAGGAUCUGGUAGAUGGCCGGACGACCUCGUCGCCAUCCAGCGCACCAAGAUUGCCUUUUUGCUCAAGAUCGGUGAGCUUUUCGAGUCAUCAUCGGAAGGUGUCACCAGCCGCAUCGGCCUUGAAAAUGAGGGCGAGGAGAUUUUGAACCAAGCUUUCCUCGACGUCAUCUAUCCCACCGGCUUUUCAUUCCGUAUACGCAUUCAUCACGAUAGAGAGCAGACUCUUGUUGAGCGAAUUCUCAAGUCCCAAUCUGCUGCACCCAGCGAGAAGGAGACCGCAGCAAUCGCUCUUGCUACUUACAAGCGCGUCUUCAUCAAGUCACCAGCACACACUCAAGCUCUGCAAAAGCUGUGUACGAGGUACCCAGUGCUCUCACCCACCGUCCGUCUUCUGAAGAAGUGGUUUUCAGAGCACCUGCUCAGCAAUCACUUCUCGGAAGAGGUCAUUGAAUUGUUCGCUAUCAACACAUUCACUCGCCCUUGGCCAUACAACACACCAUCAUCACCUCAAGCCGCCUUCUUACGUACUCUCACCUUCCUCUCACGCUUUGAUUGGCGUGCCGACCCAUUGAUCGUAGAUCUCGGUGGUGACCUCAAUACAGAUAACGUGGCAGCAGCGACGACACGCUUUGAGGCCUGGCGCAAAUUGGACCCGGCACUAAACCGUGUUGUGCUCUUUGUCGCCAGCAGCAACGAUGUCGAGGGUACUACUUGGACCGACGGUACACCCGCAAAGGUCGUAUGCGGCCGCACGACUGCUCUUGCCAAGGCUGCCACCGCAGAGGUCGAGGCCAAGUCAUUAGCACUUGACGUCGAGACCCUCUUCGUCUCACCCCUCGCCGACUACGACUUUGUCAUCCAUCUUAACCCUGCCUACACUUCGAACAAGUCAAAGGUUGCAAGUGGGAAGUACAAGAAUCUUGCCAUUGCCGAGGAGACAGAUGCCGAGUUAGUCGACUACACACCCACAGAUGCAUACUUCCACGAGCUGCAGACUGUGUAUGGUCAGUCAUUAGCACUGUUCUACGGUGGCGCUGGCAGCACUACUAUUGCUGGUCUUUGGAGUCCUGUUACCGCUGCCAGAGCUUGGAAGGUCAACUUGUCGUACUCUACUGUGCCGGUGAAGAAGGGCGAGGAGGUUAUUGCUGAGUUGAACAAGAGUGCUGUUUUGGCUGAGAUGGCCAGAUUGGGUGGUGAGUUGGUCAAGAAGGUCGAAGCCAACAGGUGA
Aureobasidium pullulans EXF-150 is the source of this 3306-nucleotide messenger RNA. RefSeq names its product Nrap protein. Bases 1 to 3306 code for a protein of 1101 amino acids. The record is from RefSeq and is a predicted model, not a curated record. Gene Ontology annotation, biological process: tRNA export from nucleus; rRNA processing. Lineage: Eukaryota; Fungi; Ascomycota; Dothideomycetes; Dothideales; Saccotheciaceae. The transcript has a single exon. Gene Ontology annotation, cellular component: UTP-C complex; CURI complex; small-subunit processome.